AGCAUGAAGUCGCCCUAUUUCCCAGCGAGGUCGGUGCUUUUCCGUCAGGAGCCCAAUGGGGUGACCUACAGAGUGCCGGCUCUGCUCUACCUGUCCCGGACCAGAUGUUUUCUGGCCUUUUGUGAGGAGCGGCUCAGUCCCUCUGACUCCCAGGCUCAUCUGCUGGUCAUGAGGAAAGGAACUUUCUACAGGAACUAUGUGGAGUGGGAGGACGUGUGUGUGCUUGGCACUGCUUUCCUGCCGGGCCACAGGUCCAUGAACCCGUGUCCAGUGUACGACGAGUUCACCGGGACGCUCUUCCUCUUCUUCAUCGCCGUCCUGGGCCACACGUCGGAGUCCUACCAGCUGGUGACGGGGAAGAACGUGACCCGGCUCUGCUACGUCUCCAGCACUGAUGGAGGAGAGACCUGGAGCCCCGUCACUGACCUCACCAAGAGGGUCAUAGGAGACACCAUCAAAGAAUGGGCCACGUUCGCUCUGGGCCCGGGUCAUGGCAUCCAGCUGAAGUCGGGACGUCUGCUCAUCCCCGCCUACGCCUACCACAUCCAGUGCAGAGAGUGCUUCGGCCAGCUCUGCCAGACCACCCCCCACUCCUUCUGCUUCCACAGCGACACCCACGGCAGGACCUGGCGUUUCGGCGAGGCCGUGCCGGGGCCGGAGAGCGUGGAGUGUCAGAUGGUGUCUGUGGAUGAAGAGGACGGGACCAACGUCCUGUACUGCAACGCCAGAAGCCCGCUGGGGUAUCGGGUCCAGGCCCUCAGCCUGGACGAUGGAGCCGUGUUCCAGGAGGGGCAGCUGGUGCAGCGGUUGGAGGAGCCUCGGAAUGGUUGCCACGGCAGUGUAGUUGGAUUUCCCGCCCCUUUGCACCUUAGAAAGACACUCAACGGUCUCCUGCAGCGGCCCGCACGCCGCUUCAGACACUGCACCUCCUGCAUGGCCUUCUCCUCUCACACCACAUCAGCCGGCUCCGUAGCUGACAGCUCCAUCACUGCACGCCGAAAAGACCAUACUCUGGUUUCUACCGGCUCGUUGCCACCUCGUCACAACGCCACUCCAGAUUUCCUCACACCCACCUGGGUGGUCUACUCCCACCCGACACUGACCUCCGCUCGCAAAGACCUGGGUGUGUUCCUCAGCCUCUUUCCUCGAGAUCCUGACAGCUGGCGGGGCCCCUGGGUGAUCUACGAGGGUCCCAGCGCCUACUCCGACCUCGCCUACCUGGAGCUGUCCCCCUCACCCGGGGAGCCGCCCGCCGUGGCCUUCGCCUGCCUGUUUGAGUGCGGCGCCAAAACGGCAUACGAUGAAAUUUGCUUCAGCAUCUUCACCCUCUAUGAGCUCAUUGAUAAUCUGCCUCGCGGCGUACAGCUGAGACAUGAAGAGAGAGGACACAAAACAGGCCAAAGCUACGUCUCCGAGACGGGUGGAAGUUACAGACAUGAUGAUCAAAGAGCAUCGGUCUUCAAAAAGCAUCACGUGAAGAAGAGGAGGAAGAAGGACAAGUGGACAGAGAUGUGUUCUGUGUCCUGA
This is a messenger RNA of Salarias fasciatus (jewelled blenny), 1527 nucleotides long. It is a transcript of the gene neu4, whose product is annotated as sialidase 4. Gene Ontology annotation, cellular component: intracellular membrane-bounded organelle; cytoplasm; membrane. Gene Ontology annotation, biological process: ganglioside catabolic process; oligosaccharide catabolic process. Lineage: Eukaryota; Metazoa; Chordata; Actinopteri; Blenniiformes; Blenniidae. Gene Ontology annotation, molecular function: exo-alpha-sialidase activity. The record is from RefSeq and is a predicted model, not a curated record.